Triticum turgidum subsp. durum (durum wheat) is the source of this 1032-nucleotide messenger RNA. NCBI's taxonomy places the organism in Eukaryota, Viridiplantae, Streptophyta, Magnoliopsida, Poales, Poaceae. The record is from the annotation of a GenBank genome assembly.
AUGGAAGCAUACAUCUUCUCCUCCGUUUCCGUCAAGCCAUUGCUCCUUUCAGCCUUACCGGCGGUGACCGGAGAUGGCGCUCGGAGAGAUCGCCACCGUGGACUCUUCCGCCCUUGCCCGGCUACACGGGACUUCCAUGCGCUGUCUGACGGCUUCAACUUCCAGGAGGGCCUGGAGAGUGUUAAGGCAAGGCUGCAUCAAAACCAUAAGAACAAGCGGGAGGUGUUGACCACCAUUGAUCACCUCAAGCGCCUCUGCAUGGACCACUAUUUCCAAGACGAGAUCGACAAUGCCGUGGAUUCAUGCUUGGAUCUACUCCAUAGUGAUGAUCUACUAGAAGCAACGCUUUCACUCAGGCUGGCGAGAGAAGCUAAAUAUGAUAUUUCAGCAGAUGAGGUUCUUAGAAAGUUCACUGAUGACAACGGUGACUUCAAGAUUGACCAUUGCAAAGAUAUCAGAGGGUUGGUCAGCGUGCAUGACAUAUCACACUUGAACAUGGGAGAAUCAUCACUCUACAAGGCAAAGGAGUUCUCACGAAGACACCUCACAUCUGCAAUUAGACACUUGAACCCAAACCUUGCAAGAUAUGUGAGGCAUUCACUGGACCAUCCCUACCAUGUGAGCCUAAUGCAGUACAAGGCCAGGUACCACUUGAGUUACCUCCAGAGCUUGCCCACUAGGAACACUGCAAUGGAGGAGCUGGCUGUUGCAGAGUUAUAUCUUAACAAGUUGCAGCAUCAGAAGGAAAUGCAAGAGGUUAAGAGGUGGUGGAUGGAUUUGGGAUUGACUCGAGAAAUACGAACUGCAAGGGACCAGGUUCUAAAAUGGUACAUGUGGGCAAUGACUGUUGUCCAGGGUUUCUCCUUAUCUAGGUACCGGAUUGAGAUCACAAAGAUCAUCUCGUUUGUCUAUAUUGUGGAUGACAUCUUUGAUCUUGUUGGCACCCAAGAGGAGCUUUCCCUCUUCAGCGAGGCGAUCAAAAAGUGGGAUCUUGCAGCUGCUGGUUCACUCCCGGGCUAUAUGCUAUCAUGA